Molecule: messenger RNA, 1071 nt
Organism: Diaporthe citri
Lineage: Eukaryota; Fungi; Ascomycota; Sordariomycetes; Diaporthales; Diaporthaceae
Exons: 4
Coding region: 1-1071 (356 amino acids)
Source: RefSeq, a predicted model, not a curated record
AUGGCCUCGGGGAAUGAUUUGCCUGCUAGUUUUCGGGACUCGUACAUCGAUAGAGAAUCGUAUCCAAUGAAUGUCGUUGAGAGGACCAUCAGCACAUACCCUAGCGCUCUUGCCGAGUAUUUGAGAAGGCUAGAUGACGCAGCGGAUGAUCUCUGUGUGAGAGACAUAAGCAAGAUUGAUGUGCCAUUCCGAGACCUGCAGGUCCAACAUGUCGAUGGAGGAUGGAAAGGAGUCGAAAAGCGCAAUAUACACUCCCCAGAAGACCUCGACGAGUGGCUUGGGGUUAAGACUGCUCACCCCGAAGACGAGAAGAAACCGAUGGUCACCGUCAGGAAGCAAGACCCGAAAUGCCGCUUCAUGUUCACCAGACUCGCUGUGAUCGGCCCCACGGGCAAGAGCUCCUGUCAUCAUCUAUUUACGGCUCGAGACAUCCAAGACCUCUUGCUGUGGGAAGAGCGAUUGAGCGAGGCGGUAACGGUGCUGAGCUCGAACAUCGACAUCAUGAAUUCUUUGUCCGACUUCUAUCUACGCCUAACCCGAAUGACAGAUUCCGGACCAGCCUCAAGAUGCCAGGAGGACACCGAAGUCUUCAGCAAUGACCUAGGCAACCUCAUCAAUAAUUUUCAGCUCCAGGUCAAUCGCAGCAAAGCUCUCGCUAAGACCCUCACAGAUAGAACAGAGAUGGUGAAGCAACAUCGCUUAGAGCGACUCAAUCAGCACAUGGAGAGCGAGGCGAUUGUGGUUCGGAUUGUGGCUAUCGUCACCCUGGUCUAUCUUCCUGCCACUUUCACAUCGACUUUCUUCAGCACGGACGUUAUCAAAUAUCAGGGGCAAGAGUCUGGGGGAAGCUUCUCACAAGUUGCGAUGAACAGGUGGCUGGAGGUCACGAUUCCGCUUACAGCCCUGACUCUGCUGCUUGCUUACGCAGGGAAGAGAUGGGCAGAGAUGGUGUCUCACCCGGAGGAUUCUGAAAAGCCGUAUAAGAGAUAUUGGCCCAACGGGCUCAUGAAAGCCCCGCCUAACAAGAUAUAUCGCGCCAGAUUGCAUUCCGCGGAAAAGUUGGACGUAUAA